This is a messenger RNA of Microcebus murinus (gray mouse lemur), 3210 nucleotides long. RefSeq names its product gigaxonin (gene GAN). Gene Ontology annotation, molecular function: protein binding. NCBI's taxonomy places the organism in Eukaryota, Metazoa, Chordata, Mammalia, Primates, Cheirogaleidae. The record is from RefSeq and is a predicted model, not a curated record. Gene Ontology annotation, biological process: cytoskeleton organization.
GACGGGGCGCGCGGGACGCGAGCAGCUCGAGGGGUGCUGCCUUGGCGGCGUCGGGAGCCUGAGCCGCCGGCUGAGGAGCGGGCGCCGCGAUGGCCGAGGGCAGCGCCGUGUGCGACCCUCAGCACGCCGCGCGCCUGCUGCGAGCGCUCAGCUCUUUCCGCGAGGAGUCGCGCUUCUGCGACGCGCACCUGGUCCUCGACGGUGAGGAGAUCCCGGUGCAGAAGAACAUCCUGGCGGCGGCCAGUCCGUACAUCAGGACAAAGUUAAACUAUAAUCCUCCAAAAGAUGAUGGAUCAACUUAUAAGAUUGAACUUGAAGGGAUAUCGGUAAUGGUUAUGAGAGAGAUCCUGGAUUACAUCUUCAGUGGGCAGAUCAGGCUAAAUGAAGAUACAAUCCAAGAUGUCGUACAGGCAGCAGACCUGCUACUACUGACGGACCUUAAAACUCUGUGCUGCGAGUUUUUGGAAGGCUGUAUCGCUGCUGAGAACUGCAUCGGCAUCCGUGACUUCGCGCUGCAUUACUGCCUUCAUCACGUGCACUACCUUGCCACGGAAUACCUGGAGACUCAUUUCCGAGAUGUGAGCAGCACAGAAGAAUUCCUAGAACUGAGUCCUCAAAAGCUCAAAGAAGUGAUUUCUCUUGAGAAGUUAAAUGUUGGCAACGAAAGAUAUGUAUUUGAAGCAGUAAUUCGAUGGAUAGCACAUGAUACAGAAAUAAGAAAGGUCCACAUGAAGGAUGUUAUGUCAGCUCUGUGGGUUUCAGGCUUGGACUCCAGUUAUUUACGGGAACAGAUGCUGAAUGAACCAUUAGUACGAGAAAUUGUCAAGGAGUGUAGCAACAUUCCGCUCAGCCAGCCGCAGCAAGGGGAGGCCAUGCUGGCGAACUUCAAACCCCGGGGUUACUCCGAGUGCAUCGUGACUGUUGGUGGAGAAGAAAGAGUUUCACGGAAGCCAACGGCAGCGAUGCGAUGCAUGUGUCCUCUCUAUGACCCUAACAGGCAGCUCUGGAUUGAACUGGCCCCUUUAAGCAUGCCGAGAAUUAACCACGGAGUUCUCUCAGCAGAAGGAUUUUUAUUUGUAUUCGGGGGCCAAGACGAAAGUAAGCAGACACUGAGCUCGGGAGAAAAGUACGACCCAGAUGCAAACACGUGGACUGCGUUGCCACCCAUGAAUGAGGCAAGACAUAACUUUGGAAUCGUGGAGAUAGAUGGGAUGCUGUACGUUCUAGGAGGAGAGGACGGUGAAAAGGAGCUGAUCUCCAUGGAGUGUUACGACAUUUAUUCUAAAACCUGGACAAAGCAACCGGAUUUGACCAUGGUUAGAAAGAUUGGCUGCUAUGCAGCUAUGAAAAAGAAAAUCUAUGCCAUGGGAGGAGGAUCAUAUGGAAAACUGUUUGAAUCUGUGGAAUGUUAUGAUCCAAGGACCCAGCAAUGGACUGCUAUCUGUCCCCUAAAAGAGAGGAGAUUUGGAGCAGUGGCCUGUGGAGUUGCCAUGGAACUGUAUGUGUUCGGGGGAGUCAGAAGUCGUGAGGACAUCCAGGGUGGUGAGAUGGUCACUUGCAAGUCAGAGUUCUACCAUGAUGAAUUUAAAAGGUGGAUCUAUCUUAAUGACCAGAAUCUGUGCAUCCCCGCCAGUUCUUCUUUUGUUUAUGGAGCGGUCCCUAUAGGAGCCAGUAUUUACGUUAUUGGAGAUCUUGAUACAGGUACCAAUUACGACUACGUGCGUGAGUUUAAAAGAAGCACAGGAACCUGGCACCACACCAAACCGCUCCUUCCAUCUGACCUUCGCCGCACGGGGUGUGCAGCCUUACGUAUUGCAAAUUGCAAGCUUUUCCGCCUGCAGCUUCAGCAAGGCUUAUUCCGUAUUCGUGUUCACUCACCUUGAAGAGGAAGCAGAGCAGAGCGCGAGAUACUGACCGAGGAGCACCAUAACAUAGCUUUACGUGAGGGAGGACGGAGAUGGCCGCUGACACUUACCGCGUGCUGGGCUUUGGGAUGGUAACUCUUCAGUAGUUUUAUUAUGCUUACAAGCUUGGGCUUCAGCUCUUCUUUGGGAGAACACGUAACUAUUGAAAAACUACCUGGAAGGAAUCGGUUCCUCCAGUUAGAUGUGUCUGUACACAGUGGAGGCUAGUCAGUAUCGACAGGAAGAGGGAGUGGGAACUGGUGUCAUGUAAAAUACUGAAGUUAAAAUACUAAGGUGCAUUUUUCCCUGAAGGGAACUCACAUCUGACUGACUGCUGUUUUCAAAUAUGUGGCUUUGGUAAACAAACAAACAAAUCCAUAUAUGCAAAGCAACAUAUCCAAACAUGCCAAGAUUGCUUUUCUACUGCACUUGGAAGGAUGUAUCAUGCCUAACCCUGCCCAACAAACUAAGGUUUGUGCCUGAAAUGUUAGAUUGGACCAUAUGCCAGUUAGUCUCCAUUUAUUACUAAUACUCUGUCCUAAGAAUGUUUCUAAGACCAUAUUAUGAUGAAUUGAAGGUAAAAUUUCUCUUUUAUAACAUUCUGUCUUAGUAAUGUAAAGUUUCAAUAAGUUGAUGAGUCAGGUUGCAGCCCUCCUAUGAACUUAAAGGAAGUUGCCAACCUCUGUGUUAAUUUAGAUGAUGACACGUCAUGCCGUCAUUUCCAGGUAAUACUUUUGGAGUUGUGAAGGAUCUCAUGCAGUGCCAUUCUUCCUUUUCAGUGGAUCAGAACCAUUUUAUAAGUAUGAGGAUAUUAGUGAGUAGGAGAUUUUAUAAAAGAAAGACCUGAGUCAGACGAAUAAUAAAGGUCUGCUGUGGCUUAAAAAAAACAAAAAAAAACUGUCCAGAGAAAAUACAUAGGGAUCAAAAACUUUUUAAUAUAAUCUGUCUGAAAGCACACAAAGUCUUGUUUACUACUGUUUUGAAUUUGAAAACUUGUCUUAGAACGAGAGUCUGUAUUAAGAAUCUAGUCUUUGUAAUAGAAUUUUCCCAGUGCCGUUUGCUAGCAAGUUUUAGGCAAAUUAUGUUACGAGUAAAGUUUGGCUGGUAGAAUAAACUACCUCAACUUCAUUUCAUUCUGUUCAUAAUAGUAGAGCAAAUCAGUCUUUUCCUCUGUCCUUCCUUUCCUGUCUCUCUCCCAUCUCAAGUCACUCUGCCCUACUUCUCAAUGGGAGGAAAAACAUCUUUCAUUAGUGGAACUUACCUUGUAAAAUAUUUUGUUUCCCACUGAAAUUACACCACCACAGUG